This is a messenger RNA of Closterium sp. Naga37s-1, 631 nucleotides long. NCBI's taxonomy places the organism in Eukaryota, Viridiplantae, Streptophyta, Zygnematophyceae, Desmidiales, Closteriaceae. The record is from the annotation of a GenBank genome assembly.
AUGGCUGUACAUGAGCCGACCAGGCUCGGCGAGCCCAAGCCUUACCUUGCCACAAGCCUCCCUGGCUCGUCACCCAUUGGACAAGACACGAGCCUCCCUGGCUCGUCACCUAUUGGACAAGACACGAGCCUCCCUGGCUCGUCAACCAUUGGACAAGACACGAGCCUCCCUGGCUCGUCACCCAUUGGACUAGACACGAGCCUCCCUGGCUCGUCACCCAUUGGACAAGACACGAGCCUCCCUGGCUCAUCACCCAUUGGACAAGACACGAGCCUCCCUGGCUCGGAUCUUUGCUACAACGUCUUGAGGGACACCAUUCCUGACUCCAUCAGCAAGCUAAAAAAUCUUCAGACACUAAUGCUUAGUCUGAACAAGUUGUUAGGCUCGAUAGCAGCGUCAAUGGGCAACCUUGGAAGUCUGACCGUCUUAGACCUCCACCAAAAUAGCUUCGUGGGCAACAUUCCUGCUUCCUUUGGCAAUCUCACAAAUCUUCGUUCCUUGGAUCUGACUGAAACCACAGUUACAUGCCCUCCUGACUCCACCCCAUGCAUGGUCACGCAAAACCUUCAAAGCACUUUUUGCCGCUUGUGCCUCUCCUUCUGCACCACCUGUGUCAAGGCAGCAGCACCAU